Mus pahari (shrew mouse) is the source of this 2050-nucleotide messenger RNA. It is a transcript of the gene Umad1, whose product is annotated as UBAP1-MVB12-associated (UMA) domain containing 1. The transcript has 4 exons. Lineage: Eukaryota; Metazoa; Chordata; Mammalia; Rodentia; Muridae. The record is from RefSeq and is a predicted model, not a curated record. Bases 104 to 505 code for a protein of 133 amino acids.
GGGAUCGGUAGCGGCCGAACGUCGACUUGACCCCGGAAGUAAGCAGAAGGACCGUGGCGGGUGACAAGCUGCGGCGGAGUCUCAGAUAGCAGAGGCGGCGGCUAUGUUUCACUUCUUCCGAAAGCCUGCAGAAUCCAAAAAGCCCUCUGUGCCAGAACCAGAAGCAGAUGGAUUUGUCCUCUUAGGAGAUACAGCAAAUGAAAUGAGAUGUAAAGCUUCUGAAGCAGAAGGCAGCCAGUCUUUGGAGACCGGCAAAGAAGACACAUCCAGCGUGACUGUAUCAGGCACCGAGACAGGAAAUCAGGCAGGCCAGACUCUGGAGAACAACUCCCUGACAGCUGAGCUCCUGAGCGAUGUGCCCUUCACACUGGCCCCACAUGUGCUGGCGGCGCAGGGCACCAUCAGCGACCUUCCUGACCACUUACUCUCAUAUGAUGUCGGCGACAACUUGUCCCGAUUCUGGUAUGAUUUCACUCUUGAAAAUUCAGUCCUCUGUGAUUUGUAGUCUUUGUGUCUAUGCAUACCCUAGCAGCUUUAGAGGAAAUAAGACUGCCUAUUCUAUUGAACCUGUGUGAUGCUCUUUGUCAUUUCAUUGGUGGAGGCCUUGAGGCAAGCAAGGAUCAUAAAAUAAAUAAAAUAGCAUCAUGUUCAUGGUUUUAUCUUCAGAAUCAAGUGAAUUUAUAUAAAAAUUAAAGUCAAUGUAAUGAAUGGAACUGACUUUAGAAAAAAUAUGAAUUCAGACCACUCAUAUUUCCCCAUGUGAUAAAACUCCAAUUGUUGAGAUUAUGAGAGGCACUGGGUGUUUUUGCUGACACAACAGUGAAAGAGAAACAAGACUUCCCUCCCUCCCUCUGUUACCUAGGCUCAGCAACCUGAGCCUAGAGCAUGUGUGAAGGCCCUGGGGUUCAGAGGAGGUUAUGGUGGUAUGCAGUUACUCUCACAGUGUUUAUGAAUGAGGUCACACCACUAGGGAAAUUUGAAACCUCUUCGAAACACCAGCCCUUCUUUGCUGAUUCAAGACUAAGGGGGAUGCUUUGGUUUUCUUAGACUCAUGUGGCCCUCUCCACCCUCCUGAAGGUUUGCUCUGUUCCUUCUUUGUUCUCAUCCCUGCUGGGUGUGGUUGAAGCCGUUUCUAGAGAACUGUCCCGUUGGGUUAUCCUUCCUUACCACGUAUGUUCCCAGUUUGUGGGUCUGCUUCUGCUUUCGCCUCUUCUGCUUCCUAGAUCACUGCUGAUAAGCCCUGGUUAGAAGUGUGUUGGCCACAGUACAGUGGCAGUGUUUGACUGUUAAACACACUCAGCUCAAUGAUGUUCCAAUUAGAGUGUAGGGAGACACCCAGAUAGGACUAGAAUGCCCUCUGUUUAUUCCAAGUAAAACUGAGCAGGACUGCUGUUGGUCAGUACACUACAAAGAGAAUUGGUAUAGAGUAACAGGGCCAUGGUUUUUUUGCCAUGAAAAAUUUAAGUCAUUUCUUUUGGUUAGUUAUAAUUUAUUAAUUCUGUGCCAAAGUUUUUUAAGUAUAUUUUUUCACAAAGAGAGAGUAUCAGGAAAACUAAACACUGUGCAGAAAAGAACAAGAAUUUUUCUAAUUUUAAUGUGCUCUGCAUAUUCAUUUAAUAAAUUUGGUGUGGUCUUCAUAAAAGGUACUGUGGUUUAAAGUUAAAGGUACAUUUGUGAUGACAAAAGUAUACUUCAUUUACAAUUAACAUGACUGUGUGAGAUUAAAGAUUCAAUUGGGUCUUUAUAUAGUUUUCAUAAAACAUCUACAUAGGAAAUAUGCCUUAUUUUUGACACAAAUGUAAACAUUUUGUAGCAUUUCUGUGAUGGUACAUCCUUUUUAACUAUCCAUGUUAAUGUACUCUCAAAAUUGAAUGUAAAGAGAUUGUUCUUUUGCUUAAAAUAUGUGAAAAUUUAUAUAAUUAUACAUUUCAUUUAUAUGUAUGUCUUCCGUGUUACAAAUGUGCUUGUAAGUACUGUUUGUCUAAAAUUGUUAUAUUUAAAGAAUAUUGAAAAUAAAUUGAAAUAAAUGUUUUGAUUGUUUUCAUAUCCA